AGAAACGGGAAGAUGAUUUUAUCCGCUUGCGUCAAGGGACACUUAGUGUAGCGGAGUACGAGACCCAGUUCACAAAGCUCUCCCGUUUUGCCCCGGAGUUAGUGUUAACGGAGCAAAAACGAAUCCGCCGCUUCGUUCAAGGUUUAAAUGUGGAGAUCCAGGAGGCACUUGCAGCUGCUCAGUUGGACACGUUUGGCCAGACACUAGAAAAAGCACAGCGGAUUGAGACAGCUAGGGGACAGGUAAAAUCCUUUCAUGAGAGGAAACGAAGACAACCCGAUUCGAGCCAUUUGGUGACUGGACAGAGCUCGCAAAGUGAGUCACCUUCUAAGAAAAGUCAAGGAACAGAUGGUCUUCGACCCGCAGGAACCCUAAAUCAGGGUAAAUUUGGAAGAGGAGGACGAGUAGGGCAAGAGCCCCAGAGGAGUGCCCAGCGUGGAGGGCCAAGUGCGGGCAUUAAGCCAAUCUGUGGUUUCUGUGGGGCCAAUCACACUGACGAAAACUGUUGGAAGAACAGUUCGAUCCGAAGAUGCUAUAAGUGUGGUAGUGCAGAACAUCUGAUCGCCCAGUGCCCUAAGUUACAAAAGGAGAAACCUAAGCCACCGACUGAAGGGACUACAGCUAAGCCGUCAAAUGCAGAGGAAAAUCGACCCAAAGGGCCAGCUAGAGUCUAUGCAAUGGGUCAACCUGAAGUGACUAAUCCUUCGGCGGGUUUCGAAGGUACGCUUGGACCAAAGAAUUAA
Messenger RNA from Coffea eugenioides, 743 nucleotides. RefSeq lists its product as uncharacterized. Lineage: Eukaryota; Viridiplantae; Streptophyta; Magnoliopsida; Gentianales; Rubiaceae. Gene Ontology annotation, molecular function: zinc ion binding; nucleic acid binding. The record is from RefSeq and is a predicted model, not a curated record. The transcript has a single exon. The annotation marks the transcript as partial.